This is a messenger RNA of Volvox carteri f. nagariensis, 465 nucleotides long. RefSeq lists its product as uncharacterized. The record is from RefSeq and is a predicted model, not a curated record. NCBI's taxonomy places the organism in Eukaryota, Viridiplantae, Chlorophyta, Chlorophyceae, Chlamydomonadales, Volvocaceae. The transcript has 3 exons. The annotation marks the transcript as partial. Gene Ontology annotation, molecular function: zinc ion binding.
AGUGACGACAUUUGUUGGAUCUGUCUGGAUGGCACGAAGGACCGGGACCCUCUUAUCAACCCCUGCAGAUGCCCGCGCAAAGUGCACCCGCGCUGCCUGGCCCGUUGGCAGCUGCAACAAGCUGGUCGCCUAGAGGAAACGAACUGCAGGUUUUGCCAAAGCAACUUGGCGGACUGGAAGGCCAGCCUCACGCCAGAGAACCUCAAGCCAGACGUGCAGAGGGUGCAACCGAUCAUGGUCGUGUACUUUGAGGGGCAGAUCCACAGAAUUCCUGUGAAGCAAGGCCCGGACGGACUUAAGGAGUUUACACAUCGCAUCCGAGAGCUCUUUCGCUUGCCUGACGAUGUGGACAUCUCCCUUACGUUUGGCUGCAAAGAGCCCUUGUCCGGACAGCACCUCAAGCUUGAAGGCAUUGGCGCUUUUGACGCUGCCGUACACUGCGCCUCUGUCGCCGCUGCUGAGCGC